This is a messenger RNA of Amphiprion ocellaris (clown anemonefish), 657 nucleotides long. Its product is annotated as protein FAM240B-like. The transcript has 3 exons. The coding region runs from base 128 to 373 and encodes 81 amino acids. The record is from RefSeq and is a predicted model, not a curated record. NCBI's taxonomy places the organism in Eukaryota, Metazoa, Chordata, Actinopteri, Pomacentridae.
AAAAGAGAAAGAAGAGGACAAGAGUGGGAACACAGAGAUGUGAAAGAAAGAAAGAAAGAAAUGAUGAGGAAUCAGUGAUUAGACAAACAGAAAGCAAAGAAAAGAAGGAAGAAGAGAAACAGUAGAGAUGAACGCAGCUCGGAUUCAUGACAAACAGAAGCUGAAGACGUUCUGGGAGCAGAAGAUCGUUGAACACAGCGAGCAGAUGGAUGAAGAGGAGGGUCGGAGGAGGAGCAGCGCUUUGGCUCGACUGAGGCAGCAGUGGGUUGUCCAGCUGGAUCAGAGGAACCAGCACCAGCAGAGUUUCUUUGAGGAACGAAUGAGACGAGCGCAGAAAACCCAGCAGAGCCUCAGAAAACUGGAUUCAGUCUGAAAUCGACGAGGAGAAGGUUACAAAAACCGACUUUCCCACUCAUCAGCCUGCAGGCGAAAUGAAUAUGAGGUUAAAGAAAGAUGUAAGGUCAAAGAACAUAUACAACUCUGGGAUAAAAUCAAGGAAAUAGUAAAGUCUUGAAGGUGAAAAACAACAUGCUGAAGAUGAUUAAUGCUGCACUUCAUUUCUGCCUGGUGCUGCUGUUUAAUCAGUACUGUAUUGUUUGUUGUUGUUACUUUUUACCAUAUAAUCAGUGGUCUGAAGUAAAUAAAAUCUCCAUCAGA